AUGAGUCCGGAGCCGGAUUCAACGGCGAGCACGUCGAGCUUCUGCUGUUGUGCACGGUACUUCAGACGACGUGGCGGCGGCGGCGGCGGCGCACAGAACGCGUCGCACUCGAUUGAGAUUCGAGUCAACGGUCGCAGCCAUCUCAAAGUGCCGACGAUUCCGACGACGACGACGACGGCGAACGCCGCGAUCGCGAUUCCGAUCGACGACGUGUUCGAGACGGCGCGAUCGGCUCGGCACGGCAACGUAAAAAUGAUGUCGAUGCCCGAAUUGAUUCGAAUGGUUCGAAUCGAGGAAGGUCUUGAGUUGACGCCGCGCGUCGACGCGCUUCCGACGCCAUCCGUCGACGAGCCGCGCCAACUCAAUGUCGUCCAGCUCGCGCAGCACUCGCCGAUUCCGGCUCGCCGCUUCCGUCGGGCGGUGUUCGACGAUGACGGCGACAUCACGACGAGGACGAUGUCAAGCGUCGGCAAUCCGCGUCGAAUAAGUGAAUGCUCAAUUGCGGCUCCGGCUCUUCACAUAUCGCAUCCGGCCAUCUCGUCGGCGGUCUCGCGACGAAUUUCAACAACUCCGCAAUUCAUCGCCGCCGUGUUUGCGGUCACCUACACAUUCUUCACCACCGUAAUCACGUCGAUCUCAAAGAUUUUCGUGAAAUAG
Messenger RNA from Caenorhabditis bovis, 657 nucleotides. The record is from the annotation of a GenBank genome assembly. NCBI's taxonomy places the organism in Eukaryota, Metazoa, Nematoda, Chromadorea, Rhabditida, Rhabditidae.